Dioscorea cayenensis subsp. rotundata (Guinea yam) is the source of this 1789-nucleotide messenger RNA. Its product is annotated as rho GTPase-activating protein 2-like. The record is from RefSeq and is a predicted model, not a curated record. Gene Ontology annotation, biological process: signal transduction. Gene Ontology annotation, molecular function: GTPase activator activity. NCBI's taxonomy places the organism in Eukaryota, Viridiplantae, Streptophyta, Magnoliopsida, Dioscoreales, Dioscoreaceae.
UUGCGAAUUUGAAUUCGUUGGCCGUUUGAGAGACCGUACACAAAGCGCUCCUUCAAAACCAGUGACAUCGCUGUCAAAGAUCCCACCUUUGCCUUUGAAUCCCUUCUCUCCAGCGUCCGCUGAGCUUGCGCUAGAUUUAGAGAGCGAGGGAGAGAUGGCCGGAGUGGUUUUGGUCUCUAAUGGGUGCCGGGGAGGAGCGGGAGGAGGUGGGAACGAGAAGAGAAGGAGUGGAGGAGAGGAAGGAGGGGAAAACCAGAUAUCUUUGCUUGCUUUGCUUCUGACGGCGAUCAGGAAGUCGAUGGUGUCGUGUAGGAUGGAGAGGACGGAGGAUGAGGUCCUUCCCGACGGCGAUGAGCAGAUGGAGAUUGGGUGGCCGACGAAUGUCCAGCAUGUUGCUCAUGUGACCUUUGAUAGGUUUCAUGGAUUUUUAGGGCUUCCUGUUGAGUUCGAGCUUGAGAUUCCUUGUAGGGUUCCCAGUGCUAGUGCUAGUGUUUUUGGUGUCUCUGCUGAAUCAAUGCAAUGCAGUUAUGAUUCAAAGGGUAACAGUGUGCCCACAAUUCUGCUACUCAUGCAGGAAAGACUUUACUCACAAGGAGGAUUGAAGGCAGAAGGCAUCUUUAGAAUUAACCCCGAGAACAGCCAAGAAGAAGAAGUAAGAGACCAGCUGAACAAAGGCACUGUCCCUGAUGAUAUUGAUGUUCACUGUUUAGCUGGGUUGAUUAAGGCUUGGUUCAGAGAACUCCCGGAAGGAGUGCUUGACGGGCUCUCUCCGGAACAAGUUCUUCAAUGCAACACAGAAGAAGAAUGUGUUGAUCUUGUUAGGCAGCUGCUUCCUACACAGGUUGCUCUUCUUAACUGGGCUGUCGAUCUCAUGGCCGAUGUCGUUGAGGAAGAAGAAUUAAACAAGAUGAAUGCGAGAAACAUCGCUAUGGUCUUUGCUCCUAACAUGACUCAAAUGUCCGAUCCGUUAACAGCAUUGAUGCAUGCUGUCCAAGUUAUGAACUUGCUCAAGACUCUAAUACUGAAAGUAUUAAGGGAGCGUGAGGAGACAGCUUCUGAAGAAGACUACUCAUCAUACUCUUCAUCACCUGUAUCCAAUCAACAGGAUGAUUAUGACGAUGAAGAUUGUGGUAGUCAAAAAGAGAUGGAUACUAAUGUUGUCAAUGAUGCUCAAGCUACUACAAACAAUCAAAUGGAUGUCAAUAUGAAUACAAGCUCUGAAAUUACUGAACGAACAUUGGAUUGUUUCAUUGUGGAUUACCGAAACACAAGUGACGAAGGAGACGAUUGCAUGAGAGACAUUGAGGACUGCUUCUUGAAGCAAUUGGAAUGGAAAGAAGAUCAAACAACACCGUUGAGCUGCUCCGACUUCAAUGCUAGUUCUUGUUUCUCAUCAGAAAGCAAAGUAUGUAGUUCGAUCACUAGUUAUGAGACUGAAUCAGAGUCAAGUGUUACUAGAGAUGUUACGAUGAUAUCAAAGAGCUUAAUGGAGCAGAUUGAAGAAGAAAAAGAAGGAAAAGGAGCUGAGUUGAACUAAUGUGUGGCAUUGUGUUGUUGUUUACUGAUGUUUUUAGUGUAGUUUAGUUUAGUUUUAGUUUAGUGUAGUGUUUGUUGGUCAUGUGUGCAUGGAUCUCAUCAUCAACACAGUGUUGAGAGUGUUGAGCUUGCAGUGGAUCUUGUGAAUGUUUGUGGUGUGGUUCAGCUUCAAGCUGAAUUGGAUUGUGUUGUUUGACUGAUGAUGAACAAUGUUUAGUUUUGCUUGAUGAACUAAUGGAGUUUGAUUCUAUGA